Alosa sapidissima (American shad) is the source of this 971-nucleotide messenger RNA. Its product is annotated as troponin T, slow skeletal muscle-like. The coding region runs from base 117 to 833 and encodes 238 amino acids. Gene Ontology annotation, biological process: slow-twitch skeletal muscle fiber contraction; sarcomere organization; regulation of muscle contraction. Gene Ontology annotation, cellular component: troponin complex. The transcript is spliced from 9 exons. The record is from RefSeq and is a predicted model, not a curated record. NCBI's taxonomy places the organism in Eukaryota, Metazoa, Chordata, Actinopteri, Clupeiformes, Clupeidae. Gene Ontology annotation, molecular function: tropomyosin binding; troponin T binding.
UGUUCCUCGCUUCAAUUCCCUGAGAAUAGAGUGAGUGAAGGCUCUACAGUGGAGUUUCCAUCUUCACUGAAAGCUGAAUAAUUAUAGAGUGCAGUGAAUCUCCCUCUCACACCCUCAUGUAUUGUUAUCUCCCUCUUCAUUUCCUUUCAGAGGAAGAGAGGCCAAGACCCAAGCCCAUGGUGCCCCAGCUGGCCCCUCCGAAGAUUCCUGAAGGGGAGCGAGUGGACUUUGAUGAUAUCCAUAGAAAAAGAAUGGAGAAAGACCUGUUGGAGCUCCAGACUCUGAUUGAUGUCCACUUUGAACAACGGAAGAAAGAGGAAGAAGAGCUCAUUGGACUUAAGGAGCGGAUUGAGCGGCGGCGCUUUGAGCGGGCUGAACAGCAACGUGUCAGAGCAGAGAAGGAGAGGGACCGGCAGACCAGGAUUGCGGAGGAACGCCAGAGAAAGGAGGAUGAGGAGGCCAGGAAGAGAGCAGAUGAUGAGGCAAAAAAGAAGAAAGUGCUGUCCAACAUGGGGGCUAAUUUUGGUGGUUUCCUUGCAAAGGCAGAACAGAAGAGAGGAAAACGGCUGACAGGAAGAGAAGUUAAAAGAAAGACUCUAUCUGAGAGGCGCAAACCUCUGUCUCUUGACAACUUGAGGGAGGAUGCCCUGAAGCAGCGUGCACAAGAGAUGUGGAACUGGAUCCACGAGCUGGAGUCAGAGAAGUUUGACUACAUGGAUCAAAUGAAGAUGCAGAAAUAUGAGAUUAUCGUCCUCCUCAACAGAAUUUCUCAUGCUCAGAAGUUUAAAAAGGGUCAUGGCAAUAAAGGCAAAGUUGGCGGGCGCUGGAAAUGAGGCCUGUCUGCCAGUGGAAAAAGUGGAGGUCCGGGUUAACAUGGAAAGGGCUGUAUAUUUCGGGCUUUUCCCUUUCCCUUCUCUCUCUGUGUUAUCAAAACUGUGUUGAAAUGAUUAAAUAAAUCAUAAGCUAUCUAA